Messenger RNA from Zophobas morio, 1532 nucleotides. RefSeq names its product protein spaetzle 4 (gene spz4). Gene Ontology annotation, molecular function: growth factor activity; Toll binding. NCBI's taxonomy places the organism in Eukaryota, Metazoa, Arthropoda, Insecta, Coleoptera, Tenebrionidae. Gene Ontology annotation, cellular component: extracellular region. Gene Ontology annotation, biological process: innate immune response; central nervous system formation. The transcript has 4 exons. Bases 188 to 1375 code for a protein of 395 amino acids. The record is from RefSeq and is a predicted model, not a curated record.
ACAGUAGAAACCUCAUUUCUCGCGUAAACAGGAGGGUCCGCUUGGAACAGUUCAGCGGUGCCUCUCUGUCGGUCAACAUCGCUCUGCGCAAGAAAACAAACCCAUCGCGACCAUGUGCGCCCAUUUCGGCCAGUGCCGUGCGUGCCCAACACCCAUCUGAACGGUGCCUGCGAAAGAACUAUGCACCAUGUCCCGGUUGGCCCUGCUGCUCUUGUACGCUUGUCGAUGUCUGGCCUAUGGUUUUGAUUCGGGAGGCGACCAGGGGGCCUGUGGGAGGCAGUACAGGGCUGGGAAAAUGCACAGGCCGCCGUGCGACUUGGCCUCAGGGUACUGCACCUCGGCGGGGGCGGCGUACCCCUGGCACGCCGUCAAGCGAUUCGUGAGAGAGAAUCAAGGGUUGAUGAGACGCAUGUACGGGGACCAGAGGCACGGACAAGUACUCAAGGCGGAGCUAGAGGAUUUGGCGCUCCAACCAAUCAGUGACGAGUUUUACCGCAGCCGAUACGACGACAGAAAAAUGUACGCCAAACAAGAAUUCCAUUUCAACGUCGAUAAUGAACUCGGUCGUGACGCCACAGAGCCACGCUUCCUCCGCGAAGAAGACAUCAGCAAUGACGACGUCCUCAAUACCAAGUUCGUGUACUCGGAGGAACCCGCUAUUAGUAUCAAGUUGGCGGACCUCCGGACUGCCCCCCAUUUCAGACCCACUACACACAAGUCCACCACGGCGGAAGCUCCUAGGACUACCACGGUGGAGGAGUCCACCACGCAGACGGAAACCACCACCAUGGAGCUAACCACGGACACCACCACCAACCAGAACGCCAAAACCGACACUAGUACUAACACCAACCCCACGGAGACCAGUAGUUUCAGCGACAAGGAAAGUUCAGGCGGGGGGGCUGUCCUAUUCCAGGAUUUAGACGAGAACAAGAACGCCCACAAGGUGCAAAUCAACUACCAGAUGAAGGGGGUGAACGCCUGCCCUGUGAAAGAGGAGGUCGUGGCACCCUUCUGGGCCAACAACACCCGGGGCGAAGUCCUAGCCCUUCUCAACAUGUACCCGUUCGAGCAGUACGUGCACUGGGAGAAGUGCACCCACGAGCACCGCCAGAUGUACUGUAGGGACGGGUGUAGGUGCGAGCAGCAGUACCGGCUCCACAGACUUUUGGCCUACGACCCCAAUAACGAAUGUCGUGGGAUCUUUUCCGACUGGUUUCGGUUUCCUUCGUGUUGUGUUUGUAAAUGUUACAGUAUACCUCCUGCGGAAUUUCGGGUGACUUCGAGGAGUCCACGAGCUUAUGAGCAAGUUCAAAUGCCUGAUUGGUACAGGCGGAAAAAUGAGGCCAUUUUUUCGGCUGGUGAUCACGGCUAAUGAGCGAAACGAUGGAGACAUAAUUGACGUCAAGGCUCGUGCUUUUUUCUGUUAUAGGAGUAUUUUAUUAUUGUAUUUUUGUACAUUUCGUUAUAUUCUUUGUAGUUGUGUAGAUAGUAAUUAAGGUUGAUUAUAUGUUGUUGUGUUCUUGUAUAAU